Molecule: messenger RNA, 1657 nt
Organism: Cebus imitator (Panamanian white-faced capuchin)
Lineage: Eukaryota; Metazoa; Chordata; Mammalia; Primates; Cebidae
Gene: CCDC65
Product: coiled-coil domain containing 65
Exons: 9
Coding region: 233-1525 (430 amino acids)
Biological process (GO): axonemal dynein complex assembly; cilium-dependent cell motility; regulation of cilium movement
Cellular component (GO): axoneme; axonemal dynein complex
Source: RefSeq, a predicted model, not a curated record
GAGAUCCUCGUUGCUAGGAGACUAGACGCCUCUUUCCGCUGGAUCGCGCAGCCUCCCAGAUAGCCGGGCCGUCUCUUUCUUGUUCGAAGGCCGAAAUGUCUGGUCCCACAAACUCCCACAACCAGGGGCAGUUCUGGAAGGCCCCUUUCUAGGGACAUUUUUCUUCUACGCUCUGUAAGGCGGGCCGAGGCAGGCCGAGACUUCUUUCCCGGAUCCAGUCACCUGCCCCGCUAUGCUUAAGAAAGAAAAAAAGGCCAAGACGCCCCUGUCCGAUGAGGAGCAGCUGCUUCUGUUUCAGCAGAAGUUGCUGGCAGAGGAGGAGAUGGCCAAAAAGAAGGAGAGGCUCCUCAGCCAGUUCUUGAAGGACAAGCUGGCCAAGGAGGAACACAACAGUGCUCUGAACCUUAAUAAGAUUAACACACAGUGGAGAACCGUCCUUCGGGAAGUUAAGACCAGAGAACUUCUUAAGGACAUUGAGAUCCUCAGCCAAACAUUUGAACGAGUGGUGGAUUGUAAGGACAAUGUCAUCAAGACAGAAAGGAAGACGAUUAUUGACCAACAUGAGAAAGAGAUUCGCUACCUACAAGAUAUCUUCAUGGCCAUGGAGCAGAACUAUUUGGAUUCUGAGUAUGAAAGCAAGCUGGAGUUCCAGAGCAUGUGGAAUGAUCUCAAAAACAUGAAUUUAGAAGAGAAGCACUUUUUAAGACUGCAACUGGAGAACACAGUAGAAGAUCUGUGGAGGAAGUUCCAGGAUGUACUCAAGAAUUACACUGAUUCCACAGAGGAUCGAAAGGUUGCCUUUGAGACCCUGCAGGUGAAGGAUGAGAAAAACUCCAAAGAGAUUGAAGUACAGAUGAAAAAAAUACAGAAGCUACAGGAUGCCAUAACUAUUUCAAAAGGCAAGAUCAUGAUACAUAGCCGAGAGAGUGAAGAUGAGAACCGGUACAUCCGUAAUGACAAGGAAUUGGUGCUCAUACAACUGCGAAAACUUAAGGCCCAAAGGACGCAGGCCCGAGCAGCAUCCCAGAAGAACUUAGUCAAACUCACCCUGGAAAGUAAUGCUACCCUCAAGGCCCUGAGAAAGAUUGUUGAUAAGGGUGAAAAGAUCCUUAAACUUGCUGAAAUAUGUAGGAAAUUUGAAACUGAGGAAGAAAAAGUGCUGCCUUUUUAUUCAUCAGUGUUGACUCCUAAGGAGCAGGAGGGGAUUGAGGAGAAUAAUUUAGAAGAGCUUACUGAGGAGCUCGCCAAGGUGAUCAUGGAUUACAUAGGGAUGGAUAAUUUCUGGAAAAGGUACAACAAAGUGAAACUGGAGCAACUGAGCCUCCAACACAGACGAGCCCAGCUGCUAGAUAUCAAUGGGAAGCUGCGGGGGAUGCUGAAGCAGUACUUGGAUGGCAUCUCAGUGAGUGACGAAGUGCUGAGCCAGCUCAACCCACUCUUCAUAGUCAACCAUCGAAGCAACUUACCCCAGCCCUCGUCUACACCUAUAGCUCAUCCAGGUGAUAAACAACAUCCAACCACUUAAAAUAUCACUGAAGCAGCCCACGUGAUCUUCCACACUGUGUGAUCUAAGGGGGAAAAAAAUCUUUUCAAUCCCUAUUUUUUUUUUGAGAGAGAGAUGUAGGGACAUUGCUAUUAAAAAUUUCCAUGGAGUUUA